Topomyia yanbarensis is the source of this 2331-nucleotide messenger RNA. It is a transcript of the gene Bulli, whose product is annotated as regulator of MON1-CCZ1 complex. Gene Ontology annotation, cellular component: lysosomal membrane; late endosome membrane; Mon1-Ccz1 complex. The transcript is spliced from 4 exons. Lineage: Eukaryota; Metazoa; Arthropoda; Insecta; Diptera; Culicidae. Gene Ontology annotation, biological process: regulation of autophagy. Bases 114 to 2033 code for a protein of 639 amino acids. The record is from RefSeq and is a predicted model, not a curated record.
AUAAACGAUGUAAACAAACAUCAUACACAUCGUUCAAGCAAGUAUGAUGAGUCACCUGUAGGGUUGUUACAAUUUUUUUUCUGUUUUUGAAUCAAUAACAAUAAAAAAUACCAAUGGACAAGACCGUCGACUUUCAGCACUACUAUCUGGAACUGUCGGCAGAACCGGUGAGGUUCGACGCCGUCAGUCAGCUGACUAAUGUGUUCUUUGACGACGCAAAACAGCAGGUCUUUGCGGUCCGUUCUGGUGGAGCGACCGGGAUCGUGGUGAAAAGUGCUACCGAUGCUCAGAACUUAUCCUUCUGCAUGGAGGAUCGUGGCACCAUCCGAUCAAUCAAGUUCUCCUCGGAUAACCAGGUGUUGGCUAUCCAGCGUAAUGAAACUUCGGUGGAGUUUGUUCCCUUCAACGCUAACCAUCAGCCGAAUGUGCAGGAAAUGCUGAUCCAUCAAGGAAAGAACAUCAUCUACGGCUUUGUGUGGGUACAGGAGCGUCAGGUUGCGCUCAUUUCCAACGCCGGAGUGGAGAUUUUCCAACCGAAUUUCGAGAAACGGGUUUUAAAGUCGAUCAAAUCGCUGAACAUAACGGUUAAUUGGUUCAGUUUUUGUCCCACCUCUAACUUUGCUUUGCUGUCUUCGAAUAUGGGAACGAUUCUGACACCGCUUAUGUUAAAACCAUCGACAAUAACUAAGCUACCGCGGUUGGAACUGGGAACCGGUCAGGGUUGUUCAGGACGAGACGUUACCCUGGCGCAGUUGUACGGGACAAAUGCUAUUUUGAUCUUGAAACAGUUGCAGAAUCGUCAGUUUGAAAUUGUUAUCUAUUUGCUGAAUGGGCCGGGAUUAGCUCCGAAGAAGUCCCACAUAUUACGCUUGGGUCAAAACGGUCGUUUCGCAAUGAAUAUAGUCGAUGAUGUAGUGGUGGUUCACCAUCAGGCCACUUCCACUUCGAUGCUGUUUGACAUCGCGCUAGGGGGAGCUGAAGUUGAACCCGGUUCCGGUGCAGUUAUUCAUCAGCCAAUCAUUCCGGCUAAGCCAAUCAAACCGUUCGCACUGGAAGUGCCAAGUAUUUCGCUGGACGGGAAAACUAUUAAUUGUGAUCUUUACUCUCAACACUGGGUUCUGUUCCAGCCGAAUAUUGUAAUUGAUGCAAAACUUGGUUGCAUGUGGUUUGUUCUACUGAAGCUGAACUCCCUGUGUACUCUGAUCACAGAUCGCCUACGGUUGGUAGAAUUUCUGCUGCAGCGGACUGAUGGAAAGCUUGUUUUACUCCGUGUGUUAAAAGAAAUGAUGAGCACCAAUUAUAGUGGAACUAUGCUGCCGAUAAUCGAGAGUGUCUUCAACAAACUAAAUUCUCUGUACAAAAGUGUUUUGGAUAGUGAACUCCAGAGCCAAAUGGCACUGAUGAGUCUGUCCAGCAAAGCACAGUCCAACAAAUCAUCGUUGGCUCCGCGAGUCGUUAUUGACCAAUCGGACAUGUAUACCGGAGUAUUUGCUACCAUAACCGACACGGAACAGCUUGGAAAGAUCCUUCUGCUCUAUCUUCACUCUUUGGUACGCCACGGAAUCUCCGCAAACCACGAACUGAGCAAGCAGAUCAUCAUCGAUCUGGUCAAGAACAAACAGUUUGAUACGUUGCAGCAGUUGUUGAAGUACUCGGCCCUCAACGAAUCAAAGCCACUGGCGUGUUUUCUGCUAUCCCUUUCCAACUCGGACCCCUCCAUCUCUCAGAUGGCCCUGGAUAUGCUGUCUCGAUUGAAUGCCAGCGAAAUCAUUUUGGAAGUCCUGCUGGAAAAGGGUCAAGUAAUUGAAGCGCUGCGAAUCGCUAAGCAGCUGCCCGGUGCGGAUUCACUCCCAGCAAGAAAGUAUCUGGAAGCAGCCAGCAAAACAAAAGAUCCACUAGUGUUUCACUCGGUGUACAACUUUUUCCAGGCGAAGAACGUGAGACUGCGUGGGUCGCCGGACUUUUUGAAGCAUGAACAAUGCACCGAAUAUGUGCAGCACUACCAGAUGUUGAUUAACAGCGAGUGUUUAUGAGAUGUAUAUUAUUCUAUUGUUUUCUGAAAAUGGAUGUAUUCCUUGUGAUAUUUCAUGAUGAUGCAUGGAAGGGUUCCGAGUAAAGUGUUAUUCUUAUAGUCUGGCUAUCUAACGACUAUAUCGUGAAGUUGUAUAUGGGGCCCUAUUCUCACAGUAACGUCACGUAGUGACUAGAGCAAAAUUUUCUUCUAGUCACUGGGUGACGUGACUGUGAGAAUAGGGCCAUGAUUGGCUAGCAUAGAAGAGCAUAGAUCAUCAUAAAGAAAAUUAAUCAAUAUACGAAAGCAUUAAGCAUGAA